Messenger RNA from Knipowitschia caucasica, 501 nucleotides. Lineage: Eukaryota; Metazoa; Chordata; Actinopteri; Gobiiformes; Gobiidae. The record is from the annotation of a GenBank genome assembly.
AUGAGGAACGUGCUCGUCCUGACCAUGCCCAACCAGAGGAACUACAACAUAAGCACGGAUCCGGAAAACAAGAUGAACGACUACAUGGCUGCUUACCACGACGCUGUGUUGUUCAUCGGUGAAGUGGUGCGAAAGAUCGUCAAAGAUCGUCAACUAGAGAGACGUGUCGACCCAUUUAUCGCCGCCAGCCUCUUUAGAAACACAUCUUUUAACGGAACCGCUGGAACUUACCGGCUCGAUCCACAAGGGGACAGAGAUGUGACUUUUUACAUCAUUUACACCACAUUGGAAAACAAAUACAAAACUUUGUUCACGUUUGACACAGCGACCUUUGAGAUUGUGGAAAUGGACUCAGAUCCUUCCUUUGUUUGGAGCAAGCGGCUUCCGAACGGGACUCCAGACCAAGGUCAGGUUAAUUUUCUUCCACCCAUCCCCACCUCUACCUCUGACUUCCAUCUCCAGAUGGAGAUCUACCCACUGACAUUCAAACACAAUGUGUAG